CUUUCCUCCUUUCCAAGGCAAGCCAGUGACACGCGGUUAGCGCGCUUCAGCCCAGCAUCAUCUAAGCGCAAAAUAUUCUAAAGCCAUGGCAAGGCCUAGAGUUUUCUUCGAUAUGACCGCCAACGGCAACCCAGUUGGAAGAGUGAUUAUGGAGCUGAGAGCUGAUGUCGUCCCCAAAACUGCAGAGAACUUCAGGCAGUUGUGCACAGGUCAGCCUGGCUUUGGCUACAAAGGAUCCACCUUCCAUCGUGUCAUUCCCGGCUUUAUGUGCCAGGCAGGUGACUUCACGAACCAUAAUGGAACUGGUGGCAAGUCCAUUUAUGGCAACAAGUUUGAAGAUGAGAACUUUACACUGAAACACACUGGUCCUGGCUGCCUGUCCAUGGCCAAUGCUGGCCCCAACACCAACGGUUCCCAGUUCUUCAUCUGCACAGAUCGUACUUCAUGGCUGGACGGUAAGCAUGUUGUCUUCGGACAGGUUGAGGAGGGCAUGGAGGUCAUCAGGAAAGUGGAGGGCUAUGGUUCUAGCAGUGGAAAGACCAGUGCCAAGAUUGUCAUUGCUAACUGUGGCCAGCUGUAAACGCCUCUACCACUAACAUUCACCCAAACCCUAGUCUAGUCCCCCUCAGUGCUCUUUCUUAAAUCCUGCCGCUAACCGCAACAUUCCUAUCAAAGUUCUGCAACCCCCCCCC
Molecule: messenger RNA, 692 nt
Organism: Rhinichthys klamathensis goyatoka
Lineage: Eukaryota; Metazoa; Chordata; Actinopteri; Cypriniformes; Leuciscidae
Gene: ppiaa
Product: peptidylprolyl isomerase Aa (cyclophilin A)
Exons: 5
Coding region: 86-580 (164 amino acids)
Biological process (GO): protein folding; protein peptidyl-prolyl isomerization
Cellular component (GO): intracellular membrane-bounded organelle
Molecular function (GO): peptidyl-prolyl cis-trans isomerase activity
Source: RefSeq, a predicted model, not a curated record